Molecule: messenger RNA, 3000 nt
Organism: Mesocricetus auratus (golden hamster)
Lineage: Eukaryota; Metazoa; Chordata; Mammalia; Rodentia; Cricetidae
Gene: Eny2
Product: ENY2 transcription and export complex 2 subunit
Exons: 5
Coding region: 170-475 (101 amino acids)
Biological process (GO): poly(A)+ mRNA export from nucleus; regulation of transcription by RNA polymerase II; positive regulation of DNA-templated transcription
Cellular component (GO): DUBm complex; nuclear pore; SAGA complex
Molecular function (GO): chromatin binding; transcription coactivator activity
Source: RefSeq, a predicted model, not a curated record
CCUCCGGAAAUGCGUGGUCUCUAGCUCUCUGUAUGUGUGUGUGUGUGUGCUUAGGUGCCCGAGCUACUGAGGGUCUAAGUCCGGGCAGCCAAGAGAGUGUGGUAGGUAAACGGUGGUCAGCGCCCAGGGUCAUUUCGUCGCUGGGAAGGGACGGCCCUCGCCCGCGGUGAUGGUGGUUAGCAAGAUGAACAAAGAUGCGCAGAUGAGAGCAGCGAUUAACCAAAAGUUAAUAGAAACUGGAGAAAGAGAACGCCUCAAAGAGUUGCUGAGAGCUAAAUUAAUCGAGUGCGGCUGGAAGGAUCAGUUGAAGGCACACUGUAAAGAGGUAAUUAAAGAAAAAGGACUAGAACACGUUACUGUUGAUGACUUGGUGGCUGAAAUCACUCCAAAAGGCAGAGCCCUGGUACCUGACAGUGUAAAGAAGGAACUCCUACAAAGAAUAAGAACAUUCCUUGCUCAGCACGCCAGUCUUUAAGGGAGAACUAGAAUGUGUUGUUCUGUGGAUUUAUUUCUGAAAGUAAAACUUGCCAUAAAUUAGAAAUUGAUUUCCCAAAAUAAAGUCCUUUUUUGUAUGAUGGUAUACAGUUUUCAGUAAUGAUGUAUACAUUGUAUUGAUUUUUUCCCUAAAUGUGUUAUUUUAAUAAAUAUCUCAUGAAUAAGUUUCAAUUUUUUUAUUUUGGAACAAAUGGAAUUCUGUUUAUUACUGAAUGACUAGAUAUGCUGAGAGAAAAUGCCAGCAAUUACUUACUAUAAUCCAGUAUUUAUAUGUGUGAUUCUCUGUGCUAACAGCUGAGAAGGCUUUCUGGGUUGUCUACAUAUGGUAUGUUCCUUUUUUGAAUUCUCAUAGUUGCUACCUGUUGUGUCGUAUUUCUUACAAAAUCUGAGCGUUAGGACUGGGUCUUACUUAUCUGUAUGUGCCUUCCUUAUGCUUCAAAGACUUUACCAUCUAGUGGAAGACAGAACACUUGCAAGCUGGCUGCACACCAUCCUACUCAUCUGAACUUUGACUGCAGAAUCUCUAAAUUGCAUCCCCAUACACUGAGGUCAAGAAAGAACUUGUUAAUGGGAAAUAAUCUCUACCCGUUAGCUUUCCUCCUCCAUCAGGAUUGCUGUAUCUAAUGUAAUGGACUCUUGUCUGUUCACGUGACCUUUGACACAGAGAUGCUGUCGACCAUCCUUCCACUCAGAACCUUGCUUCCUACUACUGCAAAUCCUUUUCUGAUUGUUUUCGUUUGUUAUUUUGAGUCUUUUGGGUUUUUUGAUUUUGUUUUAAUGGGUUUUGUUUUGGUUUUGUCGAACUUUUUGCUUUAUGGAACUUUUAAGUCAUGUUUUGUAGGACUUUCUACUGAGUCCUCUACUUAAUAUAUUUUCCCUGGCUUGAAACCCAGAAAAUGGAUCUGACAAUAGCUUCAAAUACCAACAGACUGAUAAAUGGCUAAGUUCCUCAAAGCCAGACUUAAUUCUAGCCUCAAUGCCCAUAUACCCAUUAAUGAGUCUGCUUCCUAGGCUAUUAGACAAACAUCUUAAAAUGACAAUACGUUUAAGUAGUAAUGUUCCCCCCUCGUAACUACACAUGUGUUCCUUAUUCAUGGGAUCCCUCAGAUACAGACGGCUCAAGUUGAUUGUUAAUGCUAUUUCUGAAGGUAAGAGAUGGGAUUAUUUCUGCAACACCCUAUGUUUGUGUUACAUUUGCUGAUUGAGGAGUGCUGUGAGAUUAUCCUCAUCACCCUAGUGACUGCAGUGACUCCUCUGUGCCUCCAUUGUCUCCUUUACUGGUACUGCCUAUGUGGCCUUAGAAAAUUCAAAUCUGAUCACUUUUUCCCGCUUGAAAUGUGAGUACUGGAUGAUGUCCAAAUUCAGCAUAGCUAGGUCCAUCUGUAGCAUUUCCAACAUAGGAAAUUGUUCUAUCCCAUAGCAUCUUUCAAAACCCGUCAACCUAGGAAGGCCUUCAAGUCCUCAUUACUCAGUACUUUCCCUUCAGAGUUGAGCUUGAGCUUUGAAGUGUUCUGAAAAUCCUAUGAUUUCAUUUCCUUACCACUGAUUACUAUUUGGAUUUUUGAGAUAGGUUGUCCCUUUAUGGGCCAGAUAACCAAACUCAAAACCCAUUCUGGCCUUGAACAUGAAUCCUGAGAACUGGGCAUGGUACAUCUGGUGGGGAGGAAACGUGUCUUCAUUGUUUGAUGCUAAUUGCUGAAUGAAUGGGUAAGGGAAUGGAUGAAUUCAGUGUGCACUACAGGAACAUGAACUAGUCCUAAGAAGUGGGGUAUAAUUGAGGAAGGUCUUCUCAAUUGUCGGUUCAUGGUCCACAAUGUCAUGAGUUCAAAUCUCAUCGAGUCGAGUAACUAUGUAAAAUAUGUAUUUGGGUCUUGACACAUGUACAAACACAAAAUCUUACCCAAAGUGAUGUUUUGUUUCAGUUUCAUAAUGUUCUAAAAUAUUGAUAGGGUGUUCAUUUUGUCACCAGUUUUCAGAAAGGAAAUAGUCUUACAUGGUAAACAGAAAAUAUUAGAAAUAAGGGGUAGUUCUUCAUAAUUCUGUACAUAGAAACACAUGGAAAGGGCUUAUAAAGAUACUAUUGUAAUAUCCCAAAAGACUUAAAAAUAACCAAGUUUUGGAACUAUCUUAAUGGGAGAAAUUGCUAAGUCGACAAUACUUUGUAGACAUUUAAGUUAAGAGCAUAGAUUUGGUUUUUGAAGGUGUGUUUUGCUUUUUAUGUUAUUUUUGGGUUUUGCCAUUUGUUUUGAGACAGGGUCACAUGUAAUCCAGGCUUUCCCUGUACUUGCUAUGUAGCCGAGGUAAGCCUUGAAUACCUGAUCCUCCUACCUCUACCUCCCAAGUGCUGGGAUUACAGGUGUGUGCCACCGCUGGGGCCCAUAACUAAGUCUAGAUUUAAAAUAAUGCUAAGACUCCCCUACCACUGUUUUCUUUGGCAUCUUAUAAAUGUCUUGUAGAUGGAAUCUAGCAUCACUGGUAUUUGUAAAUAAAUCAACUUUGUGAACA